AUGAAGAUGAUUCUAACUAUCUCCUUCUUCAUUUUCUCUCUUCUUUCCCUCUCUCAUGCAUCAGUAGUAGAUUUCUGUGUAGCAGAUUACAAUGCACCAAACGGCCCGGCUGGAUAUUCUUGCAAAACACCCAAAAAGGUAACCGCUGAUGACUUCGUCUUCCACGGCCUAGCUAAAAGUGGAAACACCACAAACAUUAUCAAAGCCGCUGUUACACCUGCAUUCGACGCGCAAUUUCCCGGUGUAAAUGGACUUGGAAUUUCCAUUGCGCGAUUAGAUUUAGCUGGAGGUGGAGUCAUUCCACUUCACACUCACCCCGGUGCUUCGGAGAUAUUGGUUGUAGUUCAAGGAACAAUCUGUGCUGGUUUUGUUUCCUCCGACAAUGUUGUUUACCUUGACACACUUGACAAAGGUGAUGUUAUGGUUUUCCCACAAGGGUUGUUGCAUUUCCAAAUUAAUAGUGGUGGUUCUAAUGCACUUGCUUUUGUUAGCUUUAGUAGUGCUAAUCCUGGUUUACAGAUAUUGGAUUUCGCUUUGUUUAAAAGUGAUUUUCCGACUGAGCUGAUUACUCAAACCACUUUUCUUGAUGCUGUUGUGGUGAAGAAGCUUAAGGGUGUUCUUGGAGGUAGUGGUUAA
Molecule: messenger RNA, 636 nt
Organism: Lathyrus sativus (Indian pea)
Lineage: Eukaryota; Viridiplantae; Streptophyta; Magnoliopsida; Fabales; Fabaceae
Source: the annotation of a GenBank genome assembly